This is a messenger RNA of Dendronephthya gigantea, 1527 nucleotides long. Its product is annotated as BTB/POZ domain-containing protein 3-like. The transcript has a single exon. Gene Ontology annotation, molecular function: protein binding. The record is from RefSeq and is a predicted model, not a curated record. NCBI's taxonomy places the organism in Eukaryota, Metazoa, Cnidaria, Anthozoa, Malacalcyonacea, Nephtheidae. The coding region runs from base 251 to 1339 and encodes 362 amino acids.
GAUAAAGAAAUCUGUGUAUGCUUUUUUUAUCAGGUCGUAUAACAACCUCGUACCCAGGUAAUAAACCCUGGGUACGAGGUUGGUCGAUACGACUUUAGCUGAUUGGAAUUUUUCCCGGAAAUUGGCAAAUUUAGUAUGAAACUUGGUACAAGAAAUCGACAUUAAACAUAGAAACAUUACGAGUCCAAACUAUUCUCGUUUCACGUUGAGAAGAAGAUUGUAGCAUAAGGAAUUCAUUAGAAAAUGUAAAAUGUUUUGCUGGCUUUCUGUGUUUACGCUGGCAACCGGGUUUUUGUGUUUUGUUCAUGCAGAACAGAGCAGUCACGCAGCAUCACACAGAGUCGAGAACGUCGAAUGGACACCAAUAAAAGCGAAGGACGUUGAAAAAAUGUACAAUAAUACCUUCAUGAGCGACAUUAAAUUAACGUUCGGAAAAAAGCCCGAGAACGUAUUCUACGCUCACAAGUACGUGCUGGCUCUGAGCAGUCCUGUGUUUCACGACAUGUUCUAUCGGAAAGACGCGAAACCUGUGCAGACCAUUCGCCUAUCAUAUGACCGCGACAACCUCGCUGGGUUCUUAAGCUAUAUUUAUAAAGACGAUUGCCCGACAAUUCAUGACAAAUCUUUCAAUACACUGGAAUUGAUGAUAAAGUACAAAGUACAUUUGCAUCCUGAUUGCCACAAUUCACUUAAACGGAGCACAGAAACGCAAACGGCCUUCAAGUUUGUUGAGAAAUUUUUAGAAUUAAAUGCAGAAGCGUUUGCUGAGAUAUGUCUAAAUAAAAUAGACGCUCUAGCAGAAGAUUAUUUCGCUUCAAAGCACUUCUUAAACAUCAAGCAAAGUACAUUGAAAGUAUUGCUGGACAGGGAUACGCUUUACCUCAAUGAAACAGAUAUAUUUAAGGCUGUAUUAAAGUGGGCUGAUCGUCAAUUAUCACCGGAAACCAACAGAGCAGAAAACCGCAGAAGGGUUCUUGGUAAUGCAAUAUAUUCUAUCCGUUUCCUGCUUAUGACUCAAGGGGUAUUUACCAAAGAUGUUAUCUCAACCAAUAUUCUACAGGAUAACGAAGCUAUGGACAUCAUUCGGCUAAUGAACGGCAAGCGCACGAAAAACACAGUUUGGGAUACAAAAAAGAUAAAGAGGGAACGCCAUCGCGGGCAAUUUCAUGGAGUAAUUGAAGACAGUGCUGCUGAUGAAAAAAUUAGCAGCUCGUGGACUAACAAGCUUAAAAACUUUGUCUGUUAUCCUUUUAGACUUGCUUAUUCACGUUUUUACACGACAGUUAUAGGACUCAUUAUAUUAAUUAGUAUAUUAAUUUACUUUGAGAAACGUCGUUGAAUAAAAAAGGGUCAAAAUCAGGCAAAUCAACAGUCGAUUAUCAUGAGUAAAUUUUAAAAAAACAUAGAACAUGUGUUUCCAAAACUUUAUUCUUUAAAGUCGACAAACCAAUACGAUCAGAAAAUGGCCUUUUUCCAACUUACUGUAAGCUAGUCAAUUUAAUUAGUUCAAUUAUUAAAUUAAUAAUU